GUGAGUAUUUGAGGAAGAAGAGGUUUAGCCGUGGUGAAGAAGAGAGUUGCCGGGAAUAUGGUCUACUAGGGCCUCGGUUGUGGAGUUCAUGAUCCUCCGGAGUCCUCUGUGGACGUAUUCGGAUGAGAUACAUGUACUAGGAAGGCGGAAGGCUGUGAGAGUUGGAGAAGAAGUCGGAGGCGCAGUUGCGGUCGGUGUUGCAUUCGCCCUCGAUCCCAUUUCUGUGUGUGUGUGUGUGUGUGGGUGUCUGUUCGGACUUCGAAGAGGCGAUCAUGGCAGAAGUUGAGUGUCCCCCCUCUCCAUCAUCGGAGGCGAAGAUGGAAGAUGCAGAUGUACCUACUGGCACGAAGAAGAAAAGGGUGUUAUUCGUUUGUGGGCACAAUGCAGGUCGAUCUAUUGCGGCAGAAGCCAUAGCCAGAAAGAACAGAUUGGACAUCCAGGUGGCAAGCGCUGGCACUGCCCCUUCUGGCAAGGUCAAUCAGGCGGUCUUGGACGCCCUCCAGGCAGCAGGUGUCCCCACUGAGGACCUUCGUUCUAAGAGCCUGGAAGAUGAUGAAGUGACCCCCUUAGACAGCUGGGAUAUGGUGAUAACCAUGGGAUGCAUGCAGAUGCAGUGUGGGACAGAUGGUGCCCUGAAAGCCAAACUGUCCGCUCAAACAAAGCUGGAGGACUGGGGUCUGCCGGAUCCUGCGAAAGAUCCGGCAGUGAUCCCCUUUAUCAUUGAAUCAAUUCAGCAGAGGGUAGCUACACUAUAGACAGACUCUGCCACAUGACAGCUCGGGGCCGGAUUUUAUCAUGAAGAAGUGAAGAAAGUGACUUCAUUCCUUCCUCUGUGCCAUUAUGCAUAUGCUGCAUUUUUUUAUUUUUUAUUUUUUUUUGGGAUUUCAAUUUGCUGUUUCUGAGAUACGUUGCCAUGUUGCUCGUUCACAGUAGCAUAGGGGGUACUAUGUGCAGCCAUACGCCGACUCAAUUGUCUUGGUCCCUCUUGGCUGUCAAUUGAGACUCUAGCAAAAGGGAGGGGAUUGGAAAGAGAGAGAAACCCGACUCUCUAGAAAAAACAGGGGAUUGCAUUCAUUGGUCUCUAGCAAAAGGAGGGCAUCGGAACGGACAGGGGUGGAUUGAUGUUACAGCGCUUGCGUGAUCGAGUCAGAGGUCGGUCACAUGCUUGACCCCGGUGGGGCCCGGUCAUUCUUGAAGUCGGUCAAAUCGUGUAUCUGAAUUCAGCAAUCUGUUGUGGCUCACCAGUUGGAGCAGGCACCCGUGAGGGAUGAUUAAAAAAAUAAAAAUAAAAAUAAAAAUUGUGGCUCACAAGAUUAAUCAUGGGUAUUAAAUGCAUUGCUUAUGAAACAUCUCAAAUAAGGUUGACUUACUGAAUUCAGUGAAUUCAACUGAAUAAUUGUGAUUCAAUACAAUUAAAAAGAAACUUAAGAAAGGGCAAUUUGUAUUUGUAGUAAUUUGUACAUAGAUAAUAUCGUAGGGCAUUUGACGUC
This is a messenger RNA of Chara braunii, 1490 nucleotides long. The record is from the annotation of a GenBank genome assembly. Lineage: Eukaryota; Viridiplantae; Streptophyta; Charophyceae; Charales; Characeae.